Messenger RNA from Aspergillus ruber CBS 135680, 1886 nucleotides. Its product is annotated as arylsulfotransferase family protein. NCBI's taxonomy places the organism in Eukaryota, Fungi, Ascomycota, Eurotiomycetes, Eurotiales, Aspergillaceae. The transcript is spliced from 2 exons. The record is from RefSeq and is a predicted model, not a curated record. The coding region runs from base 280 to 1767 and encodes 495 amino acids.
GUACCGGAUGUGUCCAGCAAUGCUAUUAGAUGGGUAAAGAAUACUGUACAGAGUACUCGGAGUACUGUGUCAGUCGUGUGCAGAGUAGAAGUACCUGUACCUGCAGUCACAAUCACUGCCGUGCCUGUCGCCAGUUACGUUUCAACCUAGCCGUGCCUCCUUAUUUCUUCCUCUUUUUAUAACCUCCGUCUUUUUCUUCUCUUGCACCAUCUUCCCUCCCACUUUCGUCAUUCUUUAGUUUCAUUGUCAUUCUCUGUACUGUACUAUAUAAAUCUAAUCAUGCGCUGGUCAACCAUCGGCGCCACGCUCUUUUUCUCUCUCUCCGCCUUCGCUAAUGACUGGCCUUAUCUCACCGCCGCCACCGCGCCUUUCCGCCCGCCGCGACUUGAAGUCUCCAAAUCUGGCACUACCGACCCCGGCUACCUCUUCAUCGGUCCUCGUGGGAACGAGCAGUCUGGUACUGCUGCCCUAAUUUACGAUGAAGAUGGUAACCUCGUGUAUCAGGGACCUGAGGAGGUCACUGCCAAUUUCAAGGUCCAGCGUCUCUUUAACCAGGAUGUUAUUACCUUCUGGGCCGGAGACAUGAUGAAACUGGGCUACGGUUACGGUACCGUGCACAUUCUCGAUAACACCUAUCGCGAAAUCUACACCGUCAGACUGCAGGACGAUAUUGUUACUCCCGAUGGCCAGCCCCGUGAAUCAUACAUUGACUUGCACGAAAGCCACAUUACGGAGCAGAACACCCUGCUCGUGACCGCGUACAACAUCACCCCGCACGAUUUGACCCCCAUCGGUGGAAAGCCGGAUAUGUUUAUGUUGGACGCCAUGUUCUACGAAAUCGACAUCGCCACCAACGAAAUCGUACACUCCUGGAGUGCUGUGGACCACCUUGACAAGAUCCCGUUGGAGCAGUCCAAGCAGGGUCUCGGCGAGGAUUUCGGCGUGAAAGAGAACCCCUGGGAUACUUACCACAUUAACGCCGUCGAGCGCAUGGACGAAGGAUACAUGAUCUCCCUCCGUCACUACUGGUCCGGUUACUAUGUGCACAACAACGGGAGCAUUAUGUGGCAGCUGAGCGGGGCUCUGGGGGAGGGUGAUUUCAAGCAGGACGAAUCCGCCGGCUUUUCGUGGCAGCACGAUAUUCGCAUCUACAACCACACUGAGCAGGGACUUGUAAUGGACCUGUUCAACAAUGCCAAUACCCCAACGGAACAGCAGGGUGCGACCACUGGUUUGAGUUUGGCUGUUGACCUGGAGAAUCGUAGCGUCAAGGCACUCCGUAUUCUCAGCGAUUCUGACGAUGUCGUCCACAGUGUCAGUCAGGGCAGCUACCAACUCAUGAGCCAGGAGUCGCAGCAUGUGUUUAUGGGGUACGGUUCGAUUUCCAAGGUUAAAGAAUUUGAUGCCGACAACAAUGAGGUCUUUACUGCUCAAUUCGGCGUAGACAACCAGGUUGCGUCGUACCGUGGCUACAAGUGCCCCUGGAAGGCUACUCCGUUCUGGAAGCCUGUGGCGGUGGUGCAAAGGCCGUCGUCCGACGCGGCAGACGUGUUUAUGAGCUGGAACGGAGCCACGGAGUAUGACAACUGGGCCGUAAUGUCGUUGCCAUCUCCGGACUCCACCGACAGUAAGGUGAUUGCGACGCAGCAACGCACUGGAUUUGAAACGGUGGCGCAUUUGACGGGUGUCAAGAGUGGUGGAUACAUACAGGUUGUGGCACGUCGGGGAGAUGUGCCUCUGGGGACGUCAGACGUUGUGGGUGUUUAAAUUUUAUUUUUUUCUUCCCCCGAUAUUGUAUAUAAUGACCAGGAUGUUACACCAUUCUAUAACAGUCUGUAUAGUGAUACUAGUGGAACGUGACGGUUGUACUGCAACGUUUGCAUCUC